Messenger RNA from Cherax quadricarinatus, 2180 nucleotides. The record is from RefSeq and is a predicted model, not a curated record. NCBI's taxonomy places the organism in Eukaryota, Metazoa, Arthropoda, Malacostraca, Decapoda, Parastacidae.
CUGGUAUCGAGUCAGUGUGUCAGAGUGGCGGACAGUCUAGCUUGACCCUCUGUGUCAGCACCUUGCGUCUGCCAGAGUAACCAGGAAUAACGACUGUCCUAACAGACAAGUGUAUCUUACGUUGUGUGGUGCUCGUGCGUGUGUUGUCGUUCCUGCGUGUGUUGUCGUUCCUGCGUGUGUUUGUGAUUGUACCGUUGUGUCUCCUCCCUCUCCUCACGACAGCUACUACAACAGAUACAGUAAGAAGAUUUAAAGAUCAUGGGUAAUGUUUCGGCAAAGUAGGGAGGAUUUGAGAAAGAGACAUCUCGAAUCUUUCAUGAUUCGUCCUAACAUAGCUGAGAACGUUAUCAAGGUCUCCUUUAGAUGUAGGAGCAACGACAGCCAAUCCCCACCAUCGAACAGAGAAACACAAGCAUGGCGACUUUAGACAACCUCCUCAAUGAGCUUCGCAACAGUAAUGACGCUGGGAACAAGACUGAGCAUUCGAAACCAGCUGUGCCAUCUCCAGCGAAAUCUCCUUCAGCAUCACCCAAGAUCAUGAGCAACGUCGGAUCGAAACUUCAGGAAAGUUUUAAGGACCGUGACGCCAGUCUGCCGUUCACAGAUGUUGGCUCGGAUUCAAGUGACGUCCUACCAGUCUCUUCUGUCGCAGCCACACGCACUGACUGCUCCCUCGCUAAGCCAGUCAGGACUAGCCCCUCUAUCGUUGAGCCGAAUAUGAGACUCGGCCUGCUCCCUAAACUAGAAAAGACUGGCAGCUCGUUUCCAAAACCAGAUUAUACCGGCAACUCACUCGUUAAACUGGACAACGAAGGGAAAAUGGAGAGCGCCGAGACUGUCCACAAGGAAGUGUUGGAUGGCUGUAUAAAGGUGGAAAAGCAGGAGCAGCAGGAGCAGGAACAGGAACAGGAACAGGAAGAAGGAAAUACGACAGAUAAAACCUUGAUGCUUCAGAAGAAGCUGGAGGCUGAGGUUGGCAGAGGUGAAGGGAAAAACAAAACACGAGACUGUCGUUAUUGGUUGUUAUGGGUGUUGAUGGUUCUGGUUAUUCCGCUUAUGAUCCUGAUAGUGUUUGUCGUCAUGCCUCGUGUGUACUUCAUGAAGUACCACGUCCUUGAGACUGCUUCGGAGAACCGUGGACUACCAGCAGACUUUGCAGAUUACAUGGCCAAGCUGGGCUAUGGGAGACUGGAAAGCCUUCCAAACGACUCUGUGAAGCCAACCAUUACAGAGAUUACAGUUCUCUCCAGCGUCUCCCCUCCUGGAGGGACUUCCUCUGUGCACGAUAAAGUACCACUGAAGGAAGGCAGCUCAAGUGAGGUGACGGAGGCCUCUGUGUACCUCCCCGAGGAUGAUCUUCAGCAUGAACCUUCCGUUGAACCAACAGAAGUACACGUUGGUAUUCAGGAAAGUACUGACAAGAAGAUUCUAAAGAAUGCGUCACAUAAUCUAGCUGCUGUACACGUAGCUCAGAUAAAGCCAACUAUCUUGAAAACCGUAUUUUUCAGUCUGGAGAAAUGUCGGAGAGGUGAAGAUGUAGUGCUACUGGAGUACAUUAGCAUGUACCGCAACCUUAUGCUCUUCUUCGGCAGCUUCGGAGGCUUUGCAAACAUUCAGACGCAGAUGUUGGAUAGCCGUAUCCAGAACCUGGAGUUAUACACAAAGAAACGAGAGAGUCUGCAAUACGAGACACUGAAGAGCAUGAUCCAUUACGAAGACACGUCUGGCAAGAUAGGUUCCGUAUAUCCCUUCUCUGGAACGAUAUUGUUCACCUGUCUUCAUCGCCACCUCCAGUUUCUGGCCUCGAGCCUAGUUAACCUUGUUUACCUCCACCCGCAGCAGUCCCUACAAGAAGCCUUCAGACCUGCAUACGAGGCUGCUCUUCUUUGGCACCACAGUUGGUUUGUGGAGAGGUUUUACUUGAUGGGCAUGACGUUGCUUCCCACUAAGGAGGAAGCUUUAAGAAGGCUUUGGGUGACUCUGGGCGAAGAAGUUUCUAAUCACGCACUUGUGGCUAGUCUUCGUUUCGUCAUAAGAGAACUUGACAUGGUGACUAACCUCUCUGAGGACAUUCUCACGGACACCGGCGCCUUAAGGAAAAUCCCAGAAGAAGUCACUAUCUAGGUUCUCUUGUUUUUAAUUUGUUUAUAGUUUAGGUGAAAUAAAUAUAAAAUACCAGG